Messenger RNA from Monopterus albus (swamp eel), 3217 nucleotides. It is a transcript of the gene nrg3b, whose product is annotated as neuregulin 3b. Gene Ontology annotation, biological process: animal organ development; intracellular signal transduction; nervous system development. Lineage: Eukaryota; Metazoa; Chordata; Actinopteri; Synbranchiformes; Synbranchidae. The transcript is spliced from 9 exons. The record is from RefSeq and is a predicted model, not a curated record. Gene Ontology annotation, molecular function: chemorepellent activity. The coding region runs from base 408 to 2750 and encodes 780 amino acids.
CCCCCCCCGCUUCGCUCUCUCACCUGUCCAUAACCUGUGUCCUCCUGUGGUGGAGCGUGUAUGUUCUAGUGCGCGCGCGCGCGUGUCUGUCUGUCUGUCUGUGUGUAUGUGCAUGUAUGUGUUUGGUUCGUUGUCCGCCAGAGGGAGUGCAGGUUAUAUUGCUGGUGUAUGCAUUUUGGCGCUAUGCCACCUUUUAAUUAGUAGUAGGUGAUUGUGAUUUCUGGUGCUUAUGCAUUAGUUCAUUUUUUAUGUUUGUGCAUGUAGACGAAUAGGAUAGACAUUGUGGGGAUACUUAUUUAAGAUGCCCAGCAUUGCUUCUGCACCACGUCCCCUUCCUGGUACAUGCCAUCGUAUCAUUUGGCCACCUGUUUGACCUGAACACCCCAAGAGACUGAAACUCCAGCAGGAUGAGUGAGCGCUCAGGUGCAAGCACUUUAGCAGCCAUGACACUGGAGGAGCCUGGGGCCGAACAGGCAUCGCCCCGAGCCCCGGGCCCUCUCCGCUGUGGCCCCUGCGCUGUGUGGCCUCGCCAGCAGACCUGGCUGUGUGUUGUGCCCUUGGUAAUGGGCUUUGUGGGACUGGGACUCAGUCUUAUGCUGUUGAAAUGGAUUGUGGUGGGAUCCGUCCAAGACUAUGUACCCACUGAUCUGGUGGAUCCCAAAGGUAGCAUCGGACAGGACCCUAUAUUUCUCUCCAAACCCAGUGCCAUGCCCAAGGGGCCUGACAUUUCCACCACCACCACUGCUUCAGGUGCCUCUGCCACAGCAAUGCUGUCUACUACCACACCACUAGCUGCGGAUGGUACCGCUGCAGCGCCAAGAACUCGAUCCGGGCCACCAGCAAACCACUCAGCCAAUGGCAGCGCUGCUAAUGGAGAUGGCAACCGUGCCCCACACCUUCACAACCGUGUCAGCACCCGCAUCAGUGGGACUGUAGUUACCACCUCCACAACCCACACCACCCGACUCACCCCACCACCCAGCGUUAAGGAGGUCACCCCUCGCAGCACUGUUACAAAAGGAAGCAGUACUGGUAAUGGACGUAAUGGAGCUGCCAACUCAAAGCCAGGACAGACUUCUGUCACCAUCACCACCACAACAGCUACUGUGAAAACCACUGCCAAGGCACAGCCGACCACCUCCCAGCCGGCUGCCCCGGUCAAGCCCACAUCACGCUGGAAUCACGGACGCCCAGGAAAGGGCCCGGUCACACGCCCGCACCAUCGAGUCCGAACACCAGUGGCCCCUACACUUCCUAGUCUACGUUCAGAGGUCUUCAAGCCAUGUGUGGAAGACAAAGAUCUGGCCUUUUGUCUAAAUGAGGGCGAGUGCUCCAUCAUUGAAACUGUGGCUGGGGUCCACAGACACUGCAGGUGUAAGGAAGGCUACCAUGGACUACGGUGUGACCAGUUUGUUCCCAAGACGGAUGCUAUCCUGUCUGACCCAACAGAUGAACUUGGGAUUGAGUUCAUGGAGAGUGGCAACACCUACCAGAGGCAGGUGCUGUCCAUCUUCAGCAUUGCCUCAGGGAUCUGUCUUCUUGGAGUGGCAUGUAUGGCUCUCUACCACCGCAACAAGAGACAGAGGGAAAAACUCCAGGCUCAUUUCUCUGAUAGCCGUAGCCUGAGGGACUGCAGCAUCAAUGCCUCCAGCCUCAUGUCCAGAUCUACUCCUAGGAUUCAGUACAGCCUUCAACUCCAAAAGAGCUGCAGUUCUCAUGGCUCAUCUGUUAAGGGCAGCAGUGUGGCAGCAGGCACAUCAUCGGUAGCCCCACCUAUUCUCAGCAGAGCACUAUCGAAGGGGAAACGCUUCAGGAGUAGUUCUCUUUCUCUCAGUCCUGCCCAACAGCGAAGACAGACUAAUUACUUCAGAACCCCACCCAUAUCAAGAGGGAAGCACAAAAUAUCUACAAAUUUUACUGAUGGAUCCAGAGCAGCUGGACAUGUCUACAAACACUUGCAGGAGGAUGAGUCAACAGAUAUGGAGUUCAUAAGGAGGUGUGAUUCUGCCAGCGGAAGGGUCAGCGCCCUCCUCAGCAGGACCGCUCUUUCUCACUUUGCAGCCCGAAAGGGAUGGACUGAGGUCCCUUGCACCCGCCUGGAUAAGGGAACAACCUUCCUAUCACCCUCCUUGCAUACCCGUUCUGUGCCCAUCAUUCCCUCGCUCCAAGCAUGUGAUCAUGACACGGAGCACGCAAACACAAGUGACCACAGUCAAGGGAGGCUCCUCAAGUGGCACACUGUGCUGGCUGGAAAGACAGGGCUGCCCAUUAGCAAUUCUCUCUCUCUCCCUUGUGAGAAUGCUGUGCUGGCACCUGGUGUUAAGCCCAGGGGUGUUAGUCCUCCUCCCACUACCACUGUUCCAAUGGGAUCAGAGAAGAAUAUUAGCUCCACACAAACACCCUGCUCCUUCGAAAUUACAGUGAAACUCGCGCAAGAAUUAAAACAAAAAAGCCUUUCCAGCUCUAUGAAAAUGUCUGGAUCUCAUCCCGAGAUCCACCACAGUGGCACAAACACUCUUGAGGCCGGGACUGUACAGGAGUCAGAAGGGAAAAUGAUCCAGUAUUCAGCCAGAGUUCUGCACACAGACAGUGGGUCCCCAGAUUUGAAGACAGCAGGCCAAAGAGAAACCCAAGGACAGUGCCAAGAUCAGACAUCCCUCGUGUAUAGAGGUGCAAACUGCUCCUUGGCCACCAAAGGCUCCAGCUGCAGAGGACCUGGGAAUGCUUAUGCCAAGCCCUCUGCAAGCUGAUUGGAUUAACUCUGUAAAGCUUCAAAGACACUGUUUCCAUAACUGCAUACCUUUGCUGGUGGCACAGGAUGGUGAGCAGUCGGGACCAUCUGUGUGGCCACACGGACCAAUAGCAGAUGGCCUUCGAUUUUGAAGGAACAGGAACAGAUUGAACUGCAGAGGACAAAAAUACUGACACAACAAAAGACAUCAAAUUAUAGAGGAAAAGAGACAAACAAAUGCAUAUUGUGAAUAAAUGUGACUCAAUAAGAAAAACAAAACCGUGACUUGAGUGGGAGCUUGACUUUAAACGGUGUGUUGAAAGAAAUGCCACUAUUUAAAAGGAGCUUCUACUUAGAAACCAAAAUAGUGUGUCAUCUCUAUGUUGUUUCUCUAUUGUAAAGAAUUGAAAUUAUAUAUGUCAUCUAAUAUAUGUCAUAUAGACGUAUAUAUAUUUGACAUACAAUUGUGACAAAAUAAAGACUAAG